CAUCAAAUGUAAUAUAAAAGAACCUCUCAUUUCCAACCAAAAACAACAAACGAAUGAAGCACACAGAAUGGUGAGCAUUCAAUCUCGAUACACUGUGUUCCCCUCAGAAACCACCCCCAACGAAACACUCUUCUCCCUGUGCGAGCAAAUCAAGCUUCGCACCCAUGCACCACUCCUUUACGUCUUCAAGCCACACCCUCAUCACGAUGCAUCAAGUUUUGUCAACAUUCUGAGGCAUGCUCUAAGCAAAGCCUUGACGAUCUAUUACCCAGUUGCGGGUAGGUUGAGUUGGAUCCAAGGGGGACGAUGGGAGCUUCAUUGCAAUGCCAAGGGUGCCCAAAUAUUGGAAGCCAUUUGCAAAGACGUGACUUUGGAUGAUUUGGGUGAUUUUGUGCCUACCCAUUUGGUGUCACAGCUCAUACCAAACAUCGACUAUGAUGUUCCCAUUGAGGACACGCCAUUGUUGGUUGCGCAGCUUACGAGGUUCCCUUGUGGCGGCGUUACCAUUGGGGUGGCUUUGUGUCGAGGGGCCAUCGACGGAAUCGCAACCAUGCGGUUCAUGAACACGUGGGCCAAGUUGGCUCGUGGGGAGAACGUGGAAAAGGCACCGUGCCAUGAUCGAAAUGUUUUGAAUUCGUACAAGGGUAACUCCGGGUUGCACGAUCAUUCGGAGUUUCACCCUCCUCCUCCUUGGUUAGGUCCCUUGGAGAAAGACACCAAGGUGGCGGUUGCAACAGUGAAGCUCACGGGUGAACAAGUGAAGAAGCUCAAGCACAAGGGGAAUCUCGCGAACACUGGUCCUAGUUCACAACAACGUUAUUCAACUUUUGAGGUUGUUUCAGGGCACUUGUGGAGGUGUGUGAGUAAAGCACGUUAUGCAGGGAAAAGAGAGCAACCUACGAGGUUGACCACUUUGGUUAAUUGUAGGCACCGAAUGAAGCCACCACUUCCUGAAGAUUAUGCAGGGAACACAGCAUUUCCGACAGUGACACCAACAUGUUCUUUCGGUGAAAUCAUGCAGAGGCCAUUGAGUUAUGCGGUUGGGAACGUUAGGGUUGCGCUUGAAAGAGUAACCGGGGAGUUUGUGGAGUCUGCACUUGAUCACAUAGAUAGGGAGAAAGACAUGAAUUUGAUUAGGUAUAAUUUUCACUACCCUGCCCCAAGUGUGCACAAGGGAGCAUACAAGGGGAACCCGAAUCUUUUUGUUGUGAGUUGGAUGAAUUUCUCGUUCAAGGAUGCGGAUUUUGGAUGGGGAGAACCCUUGUAUUUUGGCCCUGGAUUCAUGGAUUCUGAAGGAAAAGCAUUUCUUUUGAAUGAGGCUAAUGGGGAUGGCAUCAUUGUGGCCAUUUCCCUCGAAGCAUCUCACAUGGAUGCUUUCAAGAAAUUUUUUUACGCUGAUAUCGAGCAGGAAUCUCUCAUUUCCAAACUGUGACGUGUUUGGUUGUUUUUCAAACACUCUGGAUAAACAAUUUUUGGAAAGAAUCAUUUUGUCGCUUAUCUGCCUAAAAAAAUAUAUCUUUAAUGAUAUUUUAUUUCUGAGUUUGUCUGUUGUUCUACCUGAAACUUGGUCGGGGCUGUUUGGUUUGACGCAUCUCAUCACGUGGAUGCUUUCGAAGAGGAUUUUCCUAUUUCCAAAAUGAAUACAUUAUUAUUGCAGUUGGGUUAUGUAAAAUUUGACCCCGCAAUUUCCUUUCUUAAACUGAGUUCAUGUUUUCAAACAAGGCUUUGUCAUAGUUGGUUGGCAAAGAAACUCUGCCAACAUCUUUGAAUAGAACAUAAUCUUAGUUAGAAAAUUUUCUAUUGAAUCUUUCCGCAAGAAACGUAUUUGUCUUCCUACGAGUGAGUAGGACAAUAAGACAAUUGUCUAUGGUAUUAUUGUUUAAAUAUUUAUCUGUGAUAUCACGUUUAAUAUAAAAUCUUAUUUUAAUA
Molecule: messenger RNA, 1929 nt
Organism: Vigna unguiculata (cowpea)
Lineage: Eukaryota; Viridiplantae; Streptophyta; Magnoliopsida; Fabales; Fabaceae
Product: hydroxycinnamoyl-CoA:piscidic acid hydroxycinnamoyltransferase pseudogene
Source: RefSeq, a predicted model, not a curated record